AUGUGGAUGCGAGCCUGCCAGGAAGAUAGUUUCGGGAAUGAAAUAUUGCGAAUAAAAAAGGGAAGUCCAUUGAAUAAACAAGACAGACUGACAGCGCUAAGAGGACGAAUUACAGCAACAUCGAACGUAGAAAAGGAUGUACUCAACCCACCCGUGUUAGACGGGAAACACAGAUAUACACGUCUGUAUAUACAACAUAUACAUGAAACAAUGCACCACGGCGGUAUAGAAGCGGUAGUGAAUGAGCUACGGCAGCGGCUGUGGGUUGUAAAAAUAAGACCCACAGUACGGAACGUCAUCAAGGGGUGUCUGGUCUGCCAGAUAAGAAGAAAGAAGCCAGCAAGCCCACCGACCGGUGACCUGCCUGCCGCCCGCCUAGCGCAUCACGCUCGCCCCUUUACCUACACAGGGCUGGACUACUUCGGCCCCAUUGAAACCACAGUCGGACGGCACCGAGAAAAACGGUACGGCGCCCUCUUCACGUGUAUGACAUCACGAGCCAUACACAUUGAAGUGGUGCAUACCCUCGGCACUCAUUCAGCCAUCGCCGCCCUAAGGAGGUUCAUGGCUCGGCGAGGUUGUCCAACGGAAAUAUGGAGCGACAACGCUACGUGUUUCAAGGCAGCUGAAAAGGAACUCAAGGCGGCUAUGGCAGCACUAGAAGAGGAGGCCACCAACCGCAGCAUCGCGUGGAGGUACAUCCCACCCGCUGCUCCCUUCAUGGGCGGGGUAUGGGAACGCAUGGUGCGGUCAGUAAAGGAAGCCCUACGAGUUACGCUGCACGAGCGUUAUCCCACAGACGAGACAUUGGUGACCCUGCUAGCCGAGGUGGAGAAUACAGUCAACUCCCGACCUCUCACUCACGUGUCCGUCACACCGAGCGAUCCGGAGGCAUUAACACCGAACCAUAUCCUGAUCGGCCCCAACUCACACGUGCCUAAUCCCGGAGUGUUCAACAAAGGAGAUAUGAACGCACGACAUCAUUGGCGACGAGCACAAGCGUUAGCAGAUGAGUUCUGGAGGCGCUGGGUGGUGGAAUACCUACCCUUACUUCAACACCGGCGGGAGCCCCGAGGUACCGGUGUUCCCCCCAAGGUUGGCGACACAGUCAUCAUAUGCGACCCCAACCUACCCCGAAAUACAUGGCCACGGGGACGCGUUGUGAAGACCUACCCCGGGAAAGAUAACCCCAACACGGUGCGAGUGGUAGACAUCACAACGAGCAACGGGCGCACCCUGAGAAGACCAACAAAACGAAUCGUCGUGCUACCAGUAGAAUCGCAGGAUAGCGACGGCGGGAGAAAUGUACACGACGGAAUCAAUUAG
Molecule: messenger RNA, 1326 nt
Organism: Achroia grisella
Lineage: Eukaryota; Metazoa; Arthropoda; Insecta; Lepidoptera; Pyralidae
Exons: 1
Coding region: 1-1326 (441 amino acids)
Biological process (GO): DNA integration
Molecular function (GO): nucleic acid binding
Source: RefSeq, a predicted model, not a curated record